UACAUAGCUAUAUAUACAUAUAUAUAACUCCUUAAAAAAGCAGAAGCCCCUCUCAAACUUUCACAUCAAAACCCAACCAUAUGGUUCCAAGAGAAUUAGAUUGAUUCUGGAGGGAGAAAAAAUGCCAAGCAAGCUGAGGAAGGCACUUGGGGCCGUGAAGGAUCAAACCAGCAUAAGCCUAGCAAAAGUGUCUGGAACCAGUGCUUCAAACCUUGAAGUUUUGAUCCUGAAAGCAACAAGACAUGAUGAUGCGCCCAUUGAUGAACGUUAUGUGAGUGAAGUCCUCCAAUUGAUAUCCACCAGCAAAGUUUACGCGGCGGCUUGUGCGCAAGCAAUUGGUAAACGAAUAGGGAGGACAAGGAAUUGGAUUGUGGCCUUAAAAUCUCUAAUGCUUGUGCUACGAAUUUUCCAAGAUGGGGAUCCUUAUUUUCCUAGAGAGGUUCUUCACGCAAUGAAGCGCGGGUCGAAAAUUCUUAACCUUUCAAGCUUUAGAGAUGAUUCCAACACAAGUCCCUGGGAUCACACUGCCUUUGUUAGGACAUUUGGUUUGUAUCUUGAUGAGCGAUUGGAUUGCUUUCUUACUGGGAAGCUUCAGAGAAGAUUCACCAAGAAAGACAGGCAAAACAGCAUUCCUAGAAGCAGGCGUGCUAACGAGCCUGUUCGAGACAUGAAACCAGCAAUGCUGCUGCACAAGAUCUCUUAUUGGCAAAAACUGCUUGAUAGAGCAAUUGGGACCAGACCAACUGGCGCAGCCAAGACAAACAGGCUAGUUAACAUUUCCCUUUACGCGAUUGUGCGAGAAAGUUUCGAUCUUUAUCGAGAUAUUUCGGAUGCAUUAGCACUGCUUUUGGAUAGUUUCUUUCAUUUGCAGUAUCAAUCAUGUGUUACUGCAUUUCAAACAUGCGUCAAAGCCUCGAAACAAUUCGAAGAGCUUUGUUCAUUCUAUGAUUUGUGUAAAAGCAUUGGAGUUGGGAGAACCUCAGAGUACCCAAGUGUGCAAAAGAUAUCAGAUGAACUUGUGGAGACAUUACAAGAGUUCUUGAAAGACCAAUCCAAUUUCCCUAAUUCAAAUGGGAGAUCUCCAUCUUCAAAUUUGCUUACUGCUCCCUCGCCGGCAAGAGAUCCCUCUUCGCGAGACCAGUCGCCGGAACCAUCAGAGAGGGCAUCAGAGUAUGAUUCACAAUGUACAUCACUGGAGGACCUUAUGAGUGUCACUGAUGGAGGGACAAGUCCAUCUCCAUCAAUGGAGCUUUAUCUAGAUAUGUCUGAAAGAUUAUCUCAAAGAGAUGAUACAAUCAGUGAAACUGGAAGCACCUCAAACCAAUCACAAUUAGUUGCUUAUCAACAGCCGAUUGAGGGAUUAGAUUUUUUGUCUUUCGAUGACUGGCCACAAGAAGAUCAAACAGGGGACCAAGAAAAUGGAGAUCAAACUUCUUCAUCAGUGUGUUGGGAUCUUGUGCUUCCAGAGCCUGCUGAUGUAGCUAAUGGGUUCGCACCCUCCAACACCAUGACCGAUUUUUCUGAUCAAACUUCAAUACCUGAUCAGCCAUACAAUCCAUUUCUGCAAGAUACAAUAGAGAUACCUGAAAUUGUCACGCAUGUUAGUGAUCAUGUUGCGUUUCCUGUCCCCGAUAUGUUCUCCAUUGCACCCACAUUUCAGGCUAGUCCAGCACCAUCUGCGGAGAAUUCUAAUGAGGCACUGUCAUUUCAAACUAAAGAUGACCCAUUCGCGCCAUGGCCUGCUGAAAUGGCUAAUGGAGAUGUAUCUAAUGGUGUUGCGGACCAGCAGAAUGUAUUGCAAGAACAGCAACUAUGGCUGCAACAACAGGAGAAGAUUAUAGCCAAGUACAUGUCUUGACUAAUGUGAAAAGAAUAGUAAAACAUAGGUUUCUGUAAAUUAUGCAAUUGCACAAUGACAAU
This is a messenger RNA of Tripterygium wilfordii, 1920 nucleotides long. Its product is annotated as clathrin coat assembly protein AP180-like. The record is from RefSeq and is a predicted model, not a curated record. NCBI's taxonomy places the organism in Eukaryota, Viridiplantae, Streptophyta, Magnoliopsida, Celastrales, Celastraceae. The coding region runs from base 122 to 1858 and encodes 578 amino acids. The transcript has a single exon. Gene Ontology annotation, molecular function: SNARE binding; phosphatidylinositol-4,5-bisphosphate binding; 1-phosphatidylinositol binding. Gene Ontology annotation, cellular component: clathrin-coated vesicle; clathrin-coated pit. Gene Ontology annotation, biological process: clathrin-dependent endocytosis; vesicle budding from membrane; clathrin coat assembly.